AUGCAACUGCCCGUGGGCGUCGAAGACGCGAUCUCGCGCGUGCUCCCGUCCGAGGACGUGCUCGACCGCGCCGAGUUUGACUGCGUCGAGUUCAUCAACCGCAACUUCCCCGACGAGUCGUCGCUUGCCGACAUCGAGCCCUUUGUGAGCCGCCUCAACGGGCGCAUGAAGGAGCUCGACGAGAACCUCUCGCACGCAUCCCAGGAGCAGUCGCUGGCCGCGCACCAGGCGCUGGCCGACCUCAAGGAGGCGCAGAAGGCAGUCUCGCAGCUCUAUACCAAGAUCUACGACAUUCGCGGCAAGGCCGAGCAGUCCGAGGUCAUGGUGCAAGAGAUCUGCCGCGACAUCAAGCAGCUCGACUACGCCAAGCGCCAUCUACAGACAUCGAUCACGGCGCUAAAGCGUCUGCACAUGCUCGUGACGGCGGUCGACCAGCUCGAGUACAUGGCGUCGCAGCGGCUCUACAAGGAAGCCGCGAGUCUCAUGGAAGCCGUCAACAGCCUCUUUACGCACUUUGAGGGCUACACCAAGGUGAGCAAGAUCAUGGAGCUGCAAAAGUCGGUCAAUGCGAUCCGGCUCGACCUCGAGACGCAGAUCUUUGGCGACUUCCAGGUCAUUGGACCCCUCGCGUCCGUCGACACGAUCGCCAAGGACGAGGCCGAGAUGCAGCACAUGUUCAAGAACCUCACGACCGCGUGCGCUGUCGUGUCGGCGCUCGGGCACGAGACGCGCGCCAAGCUCGUCACGACCUUCUGCACGGAGCAGCUCGUGCCAUACGAGAAGGAGUUUGGCGGCAAGGCCCACGCCGGUGGCCUCGGCAACAUUGAUGCGCGCUUUGCGUGGUUCUUCCAGCUCAUCGCGGCCAUCGAGACGCGCAUGGAGGCCAUCUUCCCCGUGCACUGGCAAAUGAGUCGCCGCCUUUGCCUCUUCUUUUGCGAACGCACGCGCGUGCACCUCUUGUCGCAGCUCGGCGCCGUCGGCUCGGACGAGCUCGAUGUCACGUCGCUCCUCAAGGCGCUUCAAAAAGCACUGCUCUUUGAGCGCGAAGUCGUCCAGCGCUACGAGGGCGAGGCCGACGAGAGCCGCCCCGAGCUCAACGAGAAGGGUCAGCUCAUCGACCCGGCGUCCGCUGAGGGGAUCAAGCGCCGGCUGUUGCGGCAGAAGCGCGUCGCCGAGCAAAAGGCCAUCCGUGCCGAGCUCCAGAAGAAGGCGACGAACGAAGAGCACAUGGGCGUGGGCCACGAGCACGAAGAGACGAUUCCGUCGCUCCAAGGCGUGCUCUCGCGAACCUUUGAUCCGUACAUGACGGCGUACGUUGCACUCGAGCGUAAAAACAUGGAAGCGAUGCUCCACGAGGUCAUGGGAUCGGAGCUCGUCGACCGCAACGGCGCAUUGCCCGUCUUUUCGUCGUCGGUCAACAUGUUUGCGUACAUUCGCAACAGCGUCAAGCGCUGUACGGCGCUCACGAACGGCCAAACCUUCUUUGAUUUGCAUCUCGAGUUCAAGCACUGCGUCUCGCUGUACGCGCAGCGCCUGCUCGCCAAGUUGCCGGCGUUCGCGGUCAGCGACACGGCGUCGGCGACUGCGGCCCGCUGGCGUCUCGCCGACAAGCAAGAGGAAGAGCUCUGUUUUGUCAUCAACACGGCCGAGUACUGCGCUGAAACUCUCCCGUCGCUUGAAGACGUGAUCCGCGCCAAGAUUGACCCGGCGUACACGGACGCGAUCGAGCUCGCCAAGGAGACGGACACGUGCCACGACGUGGCGACCGCGGCCAUGAAGUGCAUCGUCCUCGGCCUCGACAACCUCCUCGACGACGAGUGGAGCAACAUGCAGCGCGUGAAUUGGGCCUCGUUUGAAAACGUCGGCGACGAGAGCGCGUACGUCAUGGCGAUCGCGGACAAGCUCCGGCCGUUCGUCCCGACGCUCCACAGCAUGCUCUCGGGCUUGUAUUUUACCAACUUUUGCGACAAGCUCGCGGCGGCGGUCGUGCCCAAGGUGCUUGGCAGCAUCCUAAAGUGCAAGCGGGUGAGCGCCGUCGCGACGCAACAACUCUUGCUCGAUGUGCAUGCGCUCAAGAUGCUCUUUUUGAACCUCCCGGCCAUGGGCCGCGAAGGCGAAGUCGGUGGCGUCACAGUGCCCGCGCGCUACGCAAAGUUUGUCAACGCGGAAAUGGCGCACGUCGAGGCGGUGCUCAAGCUCAUUGGGACGCCGACCGAGAUGCUCGUCGAGAGCUUCAAGAUCAUGUGGCCCGACGGCAACGCGGCCGACUUUCAGGCCAUCUUGAACAUGAAGGGGCUCAAGAAGGCCGACCAGCUGGUGCUCUUGGAGCAGCUCGGACUCCAGGCCGCGGUCCCCAAGCAGCGCAGCAUGGCAGGUGUCGAAGAAAAAGUGACCGACAUGACGGAAAGCUUGAAGACCAACAUGCAGAAAAUGGCGAAAGCGACCAACCCUUUCAACUACAUGGGCUCGACCACAACACAGUAG
Saprolegnia parasitica CBS 223.65 is the source of this 2484-nucleotide messenger RNA. RefSeq lists its product as hypothetical. The record is from RefSeq and is a predicted model, not a curated record. The transcript has 5 exons. Gene Ontology annotation, cellular component: GARP complex. Gene Ontology annotation, biological process: retrograde transport, endosome to Golgi. NCBI's taxonomy places the organism in Eukaryota, Oomycota, Saprolegniomycetes, Saprolegniales, Saprolegniaceae. Bases 1 to 2484 code for a protein of 827 amino acids.